Molecule: messenger RNA, 5655 nt
Organism: Xyrichtys novacula (pearly razorfish)
Lineage: Eukaryota; Metazoa; Chordata; Actinopteri; Labriformes; Labridae
Source: the annotation of a GenBank genome assembly
AAAAGAUUGUAAUUACAACAUUUAUCAUCAGUGGACGAAAACCGGAGUCUAUCUGUAAAAACAGAAACAAACAGAGGAUAAAGAGCGGACCUUAGACACUUUUCAAUGGGUGAGUUGUGUUGACGAAGACAGGGGUUUGAUAAGAUGAACAAAAAACAGGAUUUUAAUGGAUAAAUGUGUAAAAUCUGGACGGAGUCGAUGGAGAGUUUUUUUCACCGUUAGCUUCAUGUUGGACCGAAAUAUACAACUCUGAGUGUAAAACAGAGAUAAAUUAAACUGAGAAAGACAGUACAGUUGACUAAAGUAUGUCAGAGUUUGUCACAUAUUUAUACCUGACACUUUGUAAACUAAUGUAUAUAACUGUGAGAAACGAGUUCCAACAAAAUGGUCUGAUAUCAUUAGUUUUCUCUAGUUGGUGAUCGGAAGAUUAUAGUUUUGCUAUGGCCGAUACAUGUAAAUACCAUGUAAAUACUAUGUAAAUACCAUAGCCAAUAUCAUGUAAAUACCAUGGCUGAUACCGUGAAAAUACUAUGGCUGAUACUAUGUAAAUACCGUGUAAAUAUCAUAGCCGAUAUCAUGUAAAUACCAUGGCCGAUAUCAUAGCCGAUAUCAUGUAAAUACUAUGAAAAUAUCAUAGCCGAUAUCAUGUAAAUAUCGUGGCAGAUAACAUGUACAGUUGAGAGCAAAAUUCUUAGCCCCCCCCCAGAGCUCUUUGACGACAGAGACUUUGCUUAUGUUUGGAGAAAGAAGGGAGAAUACCUCAAUAACACUGUCCUGAUACCAUGUAAAUACAGCAUGUAAGAGUGGCUUUUUUUGUUGAUGAAAACUAAUAAAUUUAAAAUCUUGUACGAACUCUCAGAUGUGACUGUAACAUGUUCAUCCUCCGUCGCUCUCAUCUGUUCUGUUUCUGCAGUCGGACCGUAGCACACUUGCAGCUGCAGCAGCAGGGAUGAGGAUCCGUCUGCAGGGUCCCGGCCACGCUGCCAGCCUCCUCGCUGAGCUGAACCGCUGCAGACAGUCCCGUCAGUACUGUGAUGUCCUCCUUCAGGUCGGGAACCGCACAUUCCCGGUACACCGCGCAGUGCUCGCGUGUGCCGGGACCUACUUCCGCAACCUCUUCGCCCGAGCCCCGGCCUCCUCCUCUGCUGCCUUCUCGCUGGAGUUCAUCUCCUCGGCCAACUUUGAGAAGGUCCUGACGUUUGUGUACACGGGGGAGAUCCUGACUGACCUUAUCGAUGUCGGGGUGCUGUACGAGCUCGCUGAGAGGCUUGGCGUUGAUGAGCUGGUUAGAGCUUGUCACGCUACAUUCCCAGACCUGCAGACGUCUGUUUCUGCAAACUGUAAAGCAGGCAGCUCUGGAGAUCUGACCCUGGACUCCAGUCUGGUCCCAGCUGUAGUUUCUACAGUAGCUGUGGUUGGAUCCGCCUCUCUGUCUGCACCUUCUGUGUGUUCCUCUGCUGCCUCCUGCUCGUCUCUGUCCUCAUCAGCUGGUCCCUCCGCCGCCCCGACCCCUGCGGACACUGCCUCACCUCUCUUCCAAGCUACCAGGACAGCCAGGUCCUGCAGUAGCGCUCACACUGGGGUUCUUCCUCGGGACCUGAAGGCAGAGGACAUCCAGUCUCACAUCAGCUACGGUCAGGUGGCAGCAGAUCAUCAACUACCAGCAGGAAAUACUCUUCUAACCAGGAGUCAGAGCGAUGGUGUGCUGCCUCAGGGGCCUGUGCUGCAGCUGAAGAUCGAGCAAGGGCUUGAGGAAGAGGAGGCAGGAGGUGAAAGAGACAGACAAACAGUUCCAGAGAAUACAGGGAGCUCUCUGCCGCAGAGCAGCAAUGCUUCGACAUCCAACUCCUGCUCCUUUCCUGACUCUUCAGCGCAGCUUGGCGCUGAGGCUUGUGACCCGACGUCCUCCUCGGAGUCUUUGGGCAGCCUGCAGGUGGAGGGAGGAGAAAUGGAGGUGCAGAGGGAGGACAGGAUGGUGUUUGGAGAGGUGGAGGACAGAGAGCAUGAGGAGGAGGACAGGGAGGCUCUGUCUGGGAAUGGAGCAAUGGAGGGAACAGAGGAGGAGCAGUGGAGGCACCUGGCAGCUGAGAUCAUUGAGCUGAGCGACGAUGAGAACUUCAUAGAGGAGGGCGAUGAGGAGGAGGACGAAGACGACCUUGUCUGCUUGGAAAACGGGGAAGGAGAAAACUCAAGUAACCAGGUGAAGAUGAUUGUAAAAUAUUUUUCAUGAAUGUAGCGACAAAAAAGGCAGCUGGGGUUUAGGUUCACUUGCAUCUGUGACUCAUUUAAUUAUCAGUCCGGUUUGAGUGUUUAAAAUUUAAUUUAUUGUUCAAAAAAGGAAAGAAAACAUGUUGAUCUAGGUCCAAAACUGAUAUGAUGAAAAUGAGGUAAAAACAGGUCAACAGAAAAUUAUCAGAGCUUACAGCAACCAUCGUCUGACUACACCGGUGAGGUUUAGAUAACCCGCCAAACAGCCCAAAACCACACCCCUCAGUGACGAUCCCUGGAAGUGAUGUACCGUCACCGUCGUUUUCUUCCGCUUAUCUGGGUCCGGGUCACGGGGGCAGCAGCUUCAGGAGGGAAGCCCAGACGGCCCUCACCCCAGCCACUUCCACCAGCUCCUCCUUCAGGGGGAUUCCCAGGCGCUCCCAGGCCAGGCGAGAGAUAUAAUCCCUCCACCUGGUCCUGGGCCGGCCAUGAGGUCUCCUCCCGGUGGGACAUGUCAGGAACACCUUAAAAUUAAAUUAAAUCACCUCUAAAUGAUGUACCUAGAAAUCGUAUCCUAAAGAAACAUAUUUUGGCUCUUACAUUGAAUAUAAGUUUACUUUAUUAAAUUAAUGUUCUUCAAUCCUUCAGGUCACAGAAAACCUGCUCUCAUGUAAAGCCUGCUCGGUGCCCUUCCCAGCAGACCCAGCCGCCAUCAGGAGACACGCUGAGACCCACCUAACCGAACAGGGGCUCUGCAGAGUAUGUGGAGCCUCGUUCCCCGACCACAACGCCAGCGUCACCCACGCCCUCGUCCACGUCGGGGUGCAGCUCUUCACCUGUGAGAUGUGUCACCUUCACUUCUGCAGCCAGAACAAACUGCUGCGACAUCACAGACAGACCGCCUCUGGUUACACCAUCCCACAGGGGGCGCUCACAAACAGCGGCCAGGGCCUGAGCUCUGAGCUGCAGUGUGCGGUGUGCACCAAAACCCUCAGCAAGGACUUCAAGGUGAGCAGUAAUAAUAAAGAAGUGGUCUACCAUUGGUCUACGCCGAUUUUAAAAUCUCUACACUGGUUACCUGUGUCUUUUAGAGCAGAUUUAAAGGUUCUUUUAUGAGUUUUUAAAGCUCUGGUGUUUAUUUUUUGUGUCUUUCGCCCUUCACAGACGGUCAGAGACCACCUGCUGAACCACAUGUGUCCUCAGAGCCUGAGCUGCGGUGUGUGUCACCUCCCUCAGCUCUCCCUCUGCUCCCUGCUGUGGCACGCCCUCACUCACCUCUCUCUGCCCGUCUUCACCUGCCCACACUGUGCCCGCUGCUUCGUAGAGCGCCCCCUGCUGGACAGACACAUGGCGGCGCACGCCGAGGAGGCGACAGCUAAAGAGAGAGAGCGGUCGGCGCUGAGGGCGUACAGGGCCAGGGCGGAAGGAGUCGGAGGAGGCGGCACAGCGGGGGUGGAGGAGCUGCACUGUUUCCUGUGUCAACAGACUUUUCGCUCGUCCUCCGCCUUUCAGUACCACCUCAGCCUCCACACCAGCGACUCCCUGGGGGGUGGAGGAGGUGUGGGGAGUCAGGGCUGGCUGGGGAAACGUAAAGCCGACCUGGUUCUGGAGUAUCCUCCGUCUUCCUGCUCUUCUUCCUCUCCUCGGGAGGUUGGCGGCCUCGCUAAGAUGAGUAACCUGGGUUUGGGGCUGGGGAUGAGCUUCAGCAUUUCAGAUAAGUUUUUUCAAGGGUCAGCACAAGGUCUGGGGUCCUCUGGGAUUGGCACUAACGGGAGUUUAGGGCAGGACGGGGGAGCUGUGGUCGCUGCCGUCAGGAGUAAAUGGUACAGAUGCCGAUACUGCGGCAAACGUUUCGCUCACUCCGGGGAGUUCACCUAUCACCUCCGCAUCCACACCGGGGAGAAGCCGUACCAGUGCAAAGUGUGUCUGCGCUUCUUCAGAGGCAGGUCCACCAUGAUCUGCCACCUGAAGACGCACGCCGGCGCUCUCAUGUACCGCUGCACCGUGUGCGGCCUGUUCUUCUCCACGCUGAAGCUGGUGUCGUCGCACAUGGAGCUCCACAAAGACCACCUGCCCCCCGACUUCAACAUCGAACAGACCUUCAUGUACAACGAUCACUCGAAGGAGCCGCUGCACACUGUGGACACCUGAUCAGCUCCCCGUCCCUCCUGUGACCUUCUCCGUCUCUCUGACUCUUUCUUUUUACUGGUUGUCGUGGACCACAAACUGUUCAGUGUUCAAAAAGACCGUAGCUGAAACUAAAGAUUUUGUUUUUGGAAGCAGCAGCGAUCAAUCUGUUAUUCAAUCAACAGAAAAUCAUCCAAUUUUAGGGGCUGAUUUCCAAGCAAAUUUAAAAAACAUUUGCUUUUUAAAAGCAUCUUGAAAACAUAUGCAGGCACUCUAAUUUCUAAUUCCACCAAAGUUUGGAUGUUGUUAAAAAUAAUAAUUAAAAUCAAAUUUGAUGGCUGCAAAUCAGUAAGAGCCUUAAUUUAAUGGAAAGAUUUACAAAGACAGAAUAUAUGUGAUUGUUUUAUAAUCCGGUUUUGUUUUAACUUCAUCACUCUUUUGUUGCUGGUAUCUUAUUUGAAAUGAUCUCAUGAUUUUAUCAACAAAAGUUGUCAGUUUUAACAUUUGAUAUCUUGUCUUUGCGAUAUUUUCACUGAAAUUCUGGCUGUAAAAGUUUUGAAAGCCAUCAAAAUCUGCUCCUCAACAUUUCCACAGCAGCAGCCUCGAUUCUUUUUGCAGCUGAGGUUACGUUUGAUUAAACACGGCUGUAACAAUGAUCAAAAAUCACUUCUUUUUUGAUCAGUUAAUCGAUUUACUGUAUCGGCUCCAUGAUAGACCUAGACUUUAGAAUGUAGCGAUGAUGUUACCUGUCAGAUGCUGUUCACUGAGCCGACCUGGCUGCAGGUUUUGUCUCUUUGGACUAAGACUUAAAGAAGCCACUUGGUGGCAGUGUGUCCUGUUUCGUAUCUGUGAAGGAAGGAAGGGAAGCUGGUGUGACUGUUGUGUACUCUGACUACGUCUGUGUCUUUAUAACCUAAACUAUAUCAGGAUUGUUCUUUUGUCAGUGAUCGAUAAGUGUACUGUUAUUGAAGUAGCACCUCACUGUAGCAUAAGAUUAUUUUCCUAUAUUUGCAGUCAUGGUUUUUUUCACACAGUACUGUUAGGACGUCUCUUUCACACUUUGAUUUUUGCAUCCAUGGAUACAGCAGGAUCAGACUCAUCCAAGAGUGUCUGACUCAAACAUGGAGGUGUAAAUGCUGAAACAUGUUUUCGAAGUGCCAGUCACAUUUCUUUGUAGUAUUUUUUUACCUCAUAUUUAUGACAGUGAUACUAUUUAUUAUGUGUUUGCCUUCUCACGUCCAUCUUUUUCUAAGGAUGUUGGCAUUUCUAAAUAUUGUUUUUGAAAAGAAAGACAAAUAAAAACCUCAAAGAAGACUGUUA